GUAGGUAUCGACCACGAUCGAAGAAGGUUCCGUGUGAGAGCACGCGCGCGUCUUUCGGGAUUUGUUUCUACUAUUUCGUUUCGUAGGUUUUUUUUUUGUUUCUGGCGGUUUGAGUUUAUAUGGGGGACAUUGGGGGAUCGUAUUUUGGGACAUAAAAACAAAAGCAAAAAUCAUUCGCCAGGGAAGGGAGUGAUUCUUCCAAGUGCACUUUGGGCUCUGAAAAACAUAUGAGGGGGUUUCUGUCUGAGUGCUGAUAUUUUGUGACAAGGGGCGGUAUAUUUUGUGGGCUCUUUACGAGGAUGUGUCGUGCAAACAGCAUCUUGGAGAUUUCGUAAUUUGCGAGCUUUGCCGCCUCGAUCUUUUAGUGCCGGUCUUCCUCAGCUGUUGCGAGAGCUGAUUUUUGUUUUUGUUUUAUUGGAAUUUCGUGGAGCGACAUAUCUGCAAGUUUGCGCCGUGUUUUCGCAGUGGAACUUCAUCGUAUGGAGCAGCAGUUUGGGGAGCCUCGGAAUGCGCAAAAGAGUGCUGCUGAUAAGUUGUGCUCAAGUACCCCAACCUUACAUAUGUACCAACCGUCGUUAAUUGGGUGCAAUAUUUCGAGCUACACUUGAAAGAGGGUGAUAAUCAUCGGCCGGCGUGUGUAUUUUUUUUAUAUGUAUACCUAUGUUCUGCAAUGCAAGUAAUUGUGCCAAAUCGCCUUUCCGACCCCAGAGUUGACCAAUUACCCCUUUAUGAGCUCCAUUACGAAAAGAAGUGACAUAAAUACUAUUGAAGCUGUAUUUUCUACUAGAAAACCCUAAUGAAAAAUUAAACCACCCAUUGGCUGGUCGAAGAAAAAACGUUGAAAGUGAUGGUCAAUCAAAAGUCGCUAUCAGAUUUAAUCUUCUCUGCCCCUCCGAAAGUGCAUAAGUUUUGGCAGCUUCGAAACCUCAAACACCAUCGAGAAAGGAAAAACAAAUUUUAAAAUAACAUAUGCGUCGUGCUGGCCGAAAGCUGUGAGCAAUCCAGUGCGGGAAAUUUGUGGUGUUGCUGCACUCAUCAAUAAACAAACAGGGCGCACCGAAAUUGUGGGAAAAAUGGAGUAGCGAAGCCCAACUGAUAGCAAGUGUGCUCUUUUUUUCGGCGUAGCUGCUGGAGAAACUAAUAAUUUCUGAUGGAUCUGUGAUGGUUCACUGAAGUGCAAAUUCGGAUGCGGACACCUGGAGGAGAAAUCUACUGUAAAAGCGUAUUGCUUUUAUCUCGUUCUAGAAUCUGCAUCGAGGCAAUUUGAAGGCCCAUUUAGUAAAGGGUUCGAAUCACCAUUCACAAACGUCACGCCAUGCCCCCAGUCGGUUGGAUGAGUGGCCAUCGAAAUUCUCUAAUCAUACUUGAACGAUCGACCACGACGGUGCGGUUUCCGGGGGACACCAAACCCGCGGUAAGCCCUUAGCGCCAUGUCAUCAUGGGCCGAGAAGCGAACCACAGCGCUGAACGCGGAAAUCGUCCCCGAUCCCGGAGAACCGGCGGACAAUGCAUCAUCAUCAUCGACAGCGGCCACCAGCAGCGGGGGCAGUAAAUUCCCGUUGCGCAAAAUCGGUGACCUGUUGCGAAACAAGCUGCGAAGUUCCGGUAGCUAUUCGGUUAAAAGUCUCAACGAGAGUAUCGUUCAGGAGUGCAAGAUAGUGGAAAAACCGGCGCUGCCGAAUGAUGUGGAAAAUGUACCGCCCACACCGACGGCCUCAGCCCCAGUUCCAACCACCCACACUCACACCCACUCCCACUCCCACUCCCAAACCAAGACCCAGACGAAGGCCAACCACCCGACGACCCAUUCGGCGGCAGUGGGCCAAACGGCGGAAGUGACCAAUCCAAUUGCCGUUGUUGUGGCCGUUAAUGAAAAACCGUUUCGGGCGCCGCCAUCGACGGCUACCGGUGAUGAUGGAUCUGGCAUUGUUAUUGCCGGCACCGGGUCAACCGCUAGCGGCAGCGGAAUUCGAUCGAGAAAAAUGGGAACAUUCAACAGAACGAUGCAGCGACCGAAAAGUGCAAUUUCGAGUUCCAGCAUUGACCGGAUAAGUCAAAUUCGGCAGUCAACUGGAGAUGAUUCGGUGCUAGCAGCGGGUGGUGUUCAUAAACGUCAAUCGAUCAGUAGCCAAGGAACGAGUAGUGUCGGUAUUGAUCCGGAGGUAGUUGUCGAUAAAACUUUGGGACGAGAUAGGUUGAAUUCCACCUCUCACUAUUCGACAGAAAAAAGUGGAUCCUCGGGAUAUUACAGUACAAACAUCUACUUCGCCGGAGGAUCGGUGGUUGAUGAACACAUUUACUACGAACCGGUUGAUCGAGGCCGAAAACCUUCAACAGAUGGGAGAGGUAGUGUAAGCAAACCGAUUGUCCGAACACUUGAUAAAAAAGAAGGAAUCCUGAAGAAUGGCAAAAGUGGUACCGUUGCAAAAAGUGGUCAGAAGAAUGGAAGAGCGUUGGAAAAGUAUUACUUUCCAGCCACGUUAGAGAACUUAUCCAACGAUGUAACGAUAAUGCGCGCCAAGCGGACGAGUAAUGAGAAGCUCACUGACAUUGUGGAAAGCUCGGACGGGACGAUUCCGAAACCAAUUUGGCCAAUGGAUGCGGACGAUUCGCUCGCGGACAUCAAUUUGGAGGCGUUCCGAAUGCGGAACAAUAGCCAACAAAAUUUGAUAGGAUUCGAAAGUCCCGCCUCUUCACACACGGACAAUGAACUGUAUGCGAUCAACAAAAAACUUAAUGAUGAAACCACUAGCGAACAACAGAAAUCUCAGUACGAGGAAUAUCUCGAGUUCCACAAUACCCGCAACAUUUUGGAACAGAUUCGUGGCAAGCUUAAUACACUUCUGGAACAAAGAAUUGAAAAUCAGAAAACAAAUUCUGCGAAUGGCCGUGGACCAGCAAAACCAUCGCCUGCAGAAAUCGAAUUGGAGAACAAGAUAGCAAAUCUCAAAUCAGAUCUUGAAAGCUAUUUACAGUCGAUGAAUCAGAAGAAUGAGAACGAAAUAAAAAAUUUCUGCCGAGGAAUGUCCAAGGAUGCAAAGGUGCUAGCAGUACAGAACGCAGUUGAGCAUCGGAAUCGUUCGCGUAGUUCAUCGGUCAAUUUAGAAAACGAGUAUGACGUAUUGAAGGUGCCUCGAGGAGUCAUUCAACCUUUCUACAGUUCCUCCGUUCAUCAGCGCACGUUGAAAAGCUAUCCUAAGGUAGAACGUAGUUCAGACGAUCCACAUCCGUCGCAUUUCGAAACGGUGUAUGUCGAAGAUGGGUUCGAUGUUCGGCAGUUGACACGACCGGCUCCGAAUCCAUUUGCCCAGGAAGCCCGGACUGCCCAGAUGUUGACUUACCAGCGGCCGCAGCAUCAACAUCAACAUCAGCAUCAGCCGCAGCCAAUCUAUGAGCAGCAUCGGGGUGGCGAAAGGAGACCUAGCAAAGUGACGCUCGAGAUACCGACAGAGAGUAAAGCAAGCAGCAUCCGAUCGGGUUUGGCACGCAGUGUGAUUCGUGAUAAUGGUGCUGGGAUAGGAAUAAUUAGUGAUGGGGGAAUCUCUGUAGAUAAGAGCCAACAGUGGCACCAUUUGGGUCAGCAGUUAGCUAAUAGUAGAAAUCUAGGCAAAGCUGGGGAUGUGAGUGAUUUCACGUUACAGCGAGUGAUUCUGAUGGAAAGCUUAGGGAAGAAUGGAAAGCGGUUCAACGACAAGGAGAAGAUGCUGUUGGAGUAUCAUCUGAACAAACCUAGCUACUGGGAGCUGUACUAUGGUGCGAAUCGGGAAGAACAAACGCUGCCGACGCAUACGCUUAUACGGAAGGUGAAACUAGGCGCCAAGAACGCGAUUGCUGUUUCAUACCCUUCAACCCGGCCGGAAUCGGACUUCACCCUGGAUUUGCCACGGGCCGAGCAGCUCCGGGUCAAGAUGAAAAAGGAAAAGCAACUGCGGAGCCGCUGCCGGUGGAUUUUCUAUCUGCUCAGCGUUGUGUUCUUCCUGCUUUCGGUCAUGGUAGUCAGCCUGGUGCUAACCCGGGGCAAACGGAUGUUUGGCAGCAUGAUCUGACCGGCAUGUUGACCCGUCCAUGUCGGUUUGUCUGUGUGUUUAUGAGUUCUUAACAGUUGGAUAAGGUUGUCAUUUUGAAUUUUUCUGUUUUUAAACUUAUGAGAGACUUUUAAACGGAUUUUCUUCUGUUUUUUCUUCUUUGUAAGUAUUGGAAACAUUACGUUGAUUCAAUCGUGGUUUAAAUAUAAGUUUUUUUAAGCGCUGUUUUUUUUUACUUGAACAUUGAACAAUUUUUUCUCAUUUUUAUCAAAAACUACUAGAGCUUAAAAAGUUGUAACUCACAAAACAAAUUUUGAAAAUAAGCGCAUCAUAAAAUUUAUUUAGACGUGAAUUUACGAAUUAAAGUACAAAAGCAACACACGAUGAAACAAUUUAUAUACUUUACAUCUAUGAUGUAAAGUGAUGCCAACAAAAAGAUGCAAAUUUACAUAAUAUGUUUAAUUGAUCAUCGAUUUAACGUCAGUAUAAUGCUCCACCGUGUGUUGUUUUCGUGUAUUAAUUACACUCCGAUUUUCGCCUAAAUUUUGUUCUGUAGAUGGCGCAAACUUCAAUUGUUAAAGGCCACCCAUUACUUUGCUAAAAAGUUAGACAUUGUACUCCCAAGUGUUGUUCUCAUUCGAUUUUGCAGGUUUUUUCAAAUUGCACUGAAAAAGUCAUGAUAUAUUUUUUACCCAUCUGCACCUCUUGUGGUUUUUUGAUAAAAAAAAUAUGGUCAUUCUUAUUAUUUUCAUUACAUUGUUGAAACUCAUUGCUUUAAAUCAGAACUUAAAUAUAAAAAAUGUUGGUAUGGAAAAUGUAAAUGUAAAAUCAGUUUUGCCAUUUUAUUUUCUUCUUUUAAAGCUUCGUUUUAAAAACGGAAUUAAGUUUAUAAUGAUUAUUUCAAAGCAAGUAAAUAAAAAUGCUCGAUACCAAGACUCGACAUUGGUAAUCUGGACAUAACACUUUUGACCUUAAAUUUUAAACUUUUAAUUAUUUUUUUUAUAUUUGUAAAUAUUCAGUAAGUAUUCGUGCCACGAGUGCCACCUAUAGGGAUAUGUCGGGUAGGACGAUCACCCUAAGGUAGAAUCGCCAUAGAAAACCAGAUAUUGCUUUUUUGAACACAGUGUCAGUGCAUAUAAGCAAAUUAGGUUGAUUGCUGUCGUAUGAACUAUAGAAAUUAGUUAUUUCCCUCAUUAAAACUGUUUUUACAGCAAUCCAAAACAUGUUUGCAAAUUAAACUUUUCAAAAAAGGUUGGAAGUUAAGGAAUAUUUUGCCAGAAAAAUUGUUGUAAAAGCACAUAUUUUUGGAAGUUAAGUAUUUGAGAACGUUCUGAAACCAAAAUGGAAUCAACUGGCUCGAGACCAUCGAAACAGUUUGGUUUUUCUGAAUUCCGUAUUUUAUAGGCGCUGUCUUCUGUUUGGCAAGCUAAGUGCUUUUCGACCGACAAUUGGUCUUGCCAAGGUCUUUUGAAGACAUUUGCGGAUCAAACCGAUGAAAAAUUUAAAUUCCUGGAAAAACUUAUGUGUCUGUCUUAACCAUCUCCAGGGUUGGAAAACAAAAAAAAAAUCAAAUCUUGAGUUUGUCUGAUUAAAUCAAUCUUCUCCAAUUUGUCUUAACAACAUUUGCUGCUCCAAACAUGCUUCGUAACUUGAAAGCAAAAAAAAAUAUAUUAAAAGUCUACUAUGAAAAAAUUGAAAAUUCUAACUGUUUUGUUUCAAGGGAUACAGCUUUAUUUCGUUCUACAAAGUUAUAGAAUAGGCAAAAAUAUGCAACUUUGUUAAAAAUACCAAAAUUCUAUCUAUAUUAUAAUUGGUUAUGCUUUCAAGUUAUGAAGCAAGUUUUAAGGUGCAAAUCUUGUUAAGACAGUUUAGAGAUAAAAUGAAAAACAAAUAAGCUGCGAAAAAGUUUUACAUUUUGCCCUUUUGGACCUCUGUGCAGUGAGAGGGUAACAAAUUUUGUUUCUUGUAAAUGAUCACUAUAAAAACUUUUUUCAAGUCUUUUAGAAUGAUUUUAAUUGAACAGGUUUGAAAAUUUCAGUUGAUUUUUUUGUCGAAAUGAAAAAAAAAAUGCUGCAACGAUUUUUUAUUCACCUCACCAGAACCCGCCUUAGCAACUUUUUUUUUAAACGAUUGUUGCUCAAUCCCUUCGACCGUAAUUCGCUGAUUUUCCUUCAUAUGAUUAAUAAAAACACAACCUUUGAAAACGAUUGCAAUUUGUUUUGUUUACUAUUAUGAGACCUUACUUGAUGUAAAUGAACAAAGGGUCUCCAAAGUGGCAAACAUAUACCCAUUAUUAGAUGUAUGCCAAACAUUGUAAUUUUCAAUCGACUGGAAGUGCCGGUUUGAUUCGCUGUGUCCGUCUUACCUGACUUUCCCCUAUGUGUAUAGAAAUGAAAUGUACAAAAUUAUUCAACAUUCAAACUUUGCAAUUAUUUACAAUCUGCAUAAAUAGGUACCGUAAACGGGGUGACAUUGAUCACCCGGGUAACUUUGAACUAUAUGAUUUUUUUCUCUACAUAAUAAUCAAUAACAAGUCUUAAGUUAAAAAAUCUCAAAACUUUUUUCUAGUUUUAAAAACCUAUGAGUUGAGUUUCAAAUUGGAAAAACUUGGUUUGUUUUUGAAAAUUUCAAAUGUAAGUAAAAAAUUUAAUUUCAAAGUCUUGAAAUAUCUAUUUUUGAAGGCUCGUAAGUAAACGCCUUCCUGAUUAAAUCAAAGCGGUAAACUUAUGUAAGCGUAUAACUUUUUUCCUUAGUAAAUGAAUAGUUUUUGUUAUAUUUUGAGGAAAAUUUUUUAUAUUUCAUAAAAAUUGGGACAUUUUCCAAGAGUAAGCCAGUCUAGGACAAAAAGCUCGAAACCCUUCAAAUGGUAAAGUUUGAAGAAGAAAAUUAAAGAGGAAUAGUACGAGGGCUUAGGGAGUUUAAUGAAGGCAGAAUUUAAUUUUUUUUUGUAGAUGAAAUUUUUCGAAUAGUGGAUGAAAAUUUAGCUCCUUUAUUUAUGCAACAUCAUUGUCCAUAUUUCAAUUUUAAUUGUUGUUUGGCCUUAACACAUUGAGGACCGGGAUGUUGUUUUUUUUUGGACCGCGAAGAAAUCUAUACCAAGAAAUACUUGAAUUCAGCAUUGCAUAUCUCAGAAUUAACUUGACCAAAAGUUAGAAAUUUAGUAUUUUGAGGACACCUAAAGUGUUGUGUUCAAUUUUGUAGAGUUUCAUGAUUAAUUUUACAUCAUUUCAGUUUGUUCUGAACCGUCUAAGCAACUGAUAAACUAGCAUUUAAAAAUAUUGUGUAGGUGUUUUGUAUGCUUUAUGAUAAAAAAAAUCUCGUUAAACCGUCAAUCAGUCUCUAACUGAUCAAUGUUACCCCAAAGCAUCAAAUUCUAAACAAAGACGAUUUUUAUAUCAAAUUUAAAGUAGUCGUAUAAAUUUCUGCAACCAUGUUUUACGCUCAUAGGAGUCCAGUACUGGUUUUAAAAAUAUGAAACAUGCCGCAUUUCCCUUAACCGAAAAAGUAAUCUAGAAAUUUUGAAAAAAGUGAUCAAUCUUACCCCGGAUUAUUGUAUGGAUGUAUUGUAGCCAAAUCGGUUAUGUUUGAUUUGCCCAAACUUACCUGUGCAAAAUUUCAGCUCAAUCGAACUUGAUUUAGGGGUGCCUCAAAGCGCUCUAAGUUUCGAUUUUUUGACCAUCAAAAAUCAACAACGGGUGAAAAGAAAUCGCAAAAAUCGAAAUUUUAAUUUUUAUGCCAAAUGACUUACAAAUAUAUGAAACGUCGAGAUCUGGUCUUAAAAAAAACUCGGCCAUAAAUCGAAUUUUCCGAAAAACGGACGGUUUUCCUAAAAAAAAACCCAGAUAGUCGAUUUUUGACCAAAUUUCUGUUUAGGGAUUACACCAAAUAUCGACGUUGCAUUUCUAUGGCAUUUGGCAUCAAAUUUUAAUUUUUCAAUUUUUCUGAUUUUCUUUCCCUCGCUUACGUGAUUUUUUAAAUUCUAAAGUCGAUUUUUGACAAAAAAAAAAUGAAUUUCGAGAUUACACCAGAUUUCGACGUUUUGUGCAUUUUAAACUCAUUUUGCAUCAAUUUUUUUCGAUUUUUCUUUUUUUCUCGUUUUUGCGAUUAUGAGAGAAAAAAAAUCUGAAACUUUGAGCGCUUUUAAGCACCCCUAAAUCAAGUUCGAUUGAGCUAAAAUUAUGCUCGUAUCCGUUUUUUUUGGUCAAUUUACAAAAUUGAAAUGGUCGAUUUUCAAAAUUCGAUCAUGAAAUUUUCCCAUACAUCCAAUGUAACCCUAGUAUUCAUAUAGUUGUACAGUUGCGUUAAAAAGGUAUUAAAUCGCGCAGAGCAUCGCAUAAAAUUCUAACUUUGACAGAAUGCCAUUUCUCUCUCAGUCAAUAUUUUGUCAAAAACUUUCACGCCAACUAUAUUAACUCAUAAACUCUUCAAUCAAUAAGUUUUGAACAUUUCACGGGCACCAGAAAGAGCAAUUGAGCUGUUAUAGUAAAACUAGGGAAAACUGAGAUUGCUUCACAAAAUGCAAACUGUGAGAGAAAUGAAAUUUUAUCAAAGUUGGAGGUUUGUAAAAGCUAUGGUUCGAAACAUGAGUAAUAUAGGAACACUUAUCAGACUUAAAUUUGUGAUUGAAAUUGAAACAAAAUAAGUCAAAAAGAUGUUCCCAAAAAAAAAAAACGAUGGAUCGCCUUUUCAAGCUAAUUUGGCAGUGUUUUUUUAACGGUCGCCAUGUGAACAAAUUCUAGUAUGUUUUAGUUAUAUUGCCAUUCCAGCGAGGUUGCCUUUUAUAAUAUCAGGAUUAAAAAUGAUAGCUUCCAAAAUCGGCAAAGUUUUAAGAUUAAUUAGUAGCAUCCUGACGAGAAGUUACAUGCGAACUAAAUGAACUAUUUUAGUGUGAAAUUCUGAUUUAGUAUCUACCAAUUUGAAGGAUUUUCGAGCUAAGACUUUCUAGUUAUCUAAUUGAAUGUUUGAAAUUUUAUAGCCAAAGUUUCAAAACUCACAUCUUAUUUAAUCAAUGUUUUCUGGAUUCCACUUCAAAAAGAGUAUACGUGUAAGAAAAACACAUUAACCCUUCAUUUCAUGAUUUUUUUUAUUUUUCUUUAAAAAUCAUUUUUAACAGUUGGAAACGCAGAGUACAUCAAGAAAAAAAUUAAAGUAAAAUACGAUUUUUCAUUUUUUCCAUACAUUAAUUGUUGCAAAUUUGUUACUUUAUGAAACGAAGGGUUAAUUGAUAUUGACAUAAUAACAAAGGAACAUCGCAAAAAUAUUGUUGAACUUCUAUCUAUUCAUUUUGAACAUCUUUAGACUUAUUUUGUCACUUUCACAAGAAUUUUCAAUGACAACCUUAUCCAAUGCUUUUUUUUUGUAUUUUGAACGAGAAUAUGUGCAGCUACAAAGAUCAAGUUGAUUAUAGGUUAGCUCAAUUGACAUGAUUUUUUUCUACAUUUUCAAAACUGGUUUUAAAUUAAUUUAGCGCAUUGAGUUCUAACCUUUUAUCACGGAAGUUUCAUCUCUGGUGUCAUUCGAUUAAAAUCGGAUCAAAUUUGAGCAAAAUCAGUCAUUCAAAACUGAUAAAAUACCCAACUAAUUUUUUUAUUCGUGUUUCAUAAGGUUGCCAGAUUGAACGGUUUUAUCCUGGUUUUCCCGAGUAUUUAAUAUAAAAUUUGAGAAAAAUCCGAUCCGGCCCGGUUGCUUGGAUUUCAUUGGAAAAGCCCGGUGAUUUACCCGGGUUUUUUCUUAAUCUCAUUCUCAAAUCAAACUUAAAAAAAACAAAUUGUGUUGUAUUUUUUUUAUUUAUGCGUCCAAAACGAAUGUGUUUGAGUAAGUUUCUUAGAAAUAUCCAUGGAAGGUUUGGAGAAACUUUAAAAUACGAUUUGAACUCUGUUGAUAAAUUUUGAUGAAAAAAAUAUAUUUUAGUUAUUUUUUAUGUAUAUUUUUUUUAAUUUUUGUCGAGUUAUUCCAAGGUUUUAACCAAAUUUGCAAUGGAUAUUGCCCGGAUUUUGGUCAAAAUUUUUGAAAUCAAAUGCCCGGAUUUGGCCAGGUUUUUAGUUGAAUGAAAUAGCCCAGAUAUAUCCAUCCUGGAUACGCGUUGAAAAAUUCAGGCAACAUUAGUAUUUCGAAUAGGAAAUCGUUUUCAUUGAAAAUUAUUAUUUAAAAGAGAAAAUGCUUGAAAAACCUGUAAUAUUUAAAAGACCGCAAAUCGUUUUAAAGUUUUAACCGAUGCUUUACUACAACUUCAAAAACUUCGUUUUGGUUGGAAAUUCUUUCAAAAAACCUAUUUCAUUUUAGAACAGAAAAAAGAAUCAUUAUUUUUUCUCUAGGAAUUAAAAAAUAGUUGAAAUUUUCAGUAAUUAUUUUUAUCGUUUAUUUGGUUUACAAACAUUUUAAAAACUUUUUUUAUUCGUGUCCAUUCUUCAAGAAAAUUGAUUUUCAAAUUAAAAACCAUUAGUUCAUACAUAGAUUUUGCAAAGUCAUUUACUUAAAUUUUUAUUGAUUUAAAAUUGGGUUAUUAAUUUUUUCAAGUAUAUAACGUAGCAAACAAGUGGAGGCGAGAUAUUAAGGUUGCCAGAAUUUUCUCAAUACCUAUCCGGCCGGGUAAAUAGCUAUUUUAAAUAAAAUCUGGCAAAAUCCGGGCUUUUGAUUUUAAAAUUGACGACUAUAAAACCGGGCAAAAUCUGGGCAAAUUUUGUCAAAACCCAGAAAUUGCUUUGCAAAAAUCAAGAAAAAAAAUUUUUUUUAUCGAAACUUAUCAACAGAUUUCAAAUCGUAUUUUUCAAUAUCAAAAAAAAAAAUUAUGAUUAUUUUUAUGAAACUUGUUGGAAAAAUUUUGUUCAAGAGGCACAAAUAAAAAAAAUUAGAUACAUCACAAUUUGUUUUUUUAAUUUGAUUUGCCAAAAAAAAAAGUGAAUAAAUCCGGGCUUAAUCCGGGCAUUGUUCAAUGAAAUCUGGGCAACCGAGUUGGGCCGUACUGUUCCCAAAUUUUGUAUUAAAUAUCCGGGCAAAUCCGGUUAAAACCGGACAAUCUGGCAACCUUAUGAUAUACCCAUAAUGAUAAAUAAACGAUGAUGAGUAAUCGAGUAAAAUGAAAAAAAGCACCGACCGAGAACCGAACUCGAACCUUCCUAGUGCACUCCCCGGCACCUUACCACAAGUCUAACUCGUCAAUUGAUUAUCAGUACGCUUUAUCCUAAGGUUGUCAAACUACACGUUUUUAUCCAGGUUUGCCCUGAUAUUAAUUACAAAAUUUGGGAAAAUUCAAAUCCGACCCGGUUGCUCGGAUUUCAUUAAAAAAAAGCCUGGAUUUGCCGGGGUUUUCCCGAGUUUAUUCGCUUUACUACUUUACUAUUCUACUAAUCAAACAAAAACUAAAUUGUGAUGUUGAAAAUUUAAUUCAUGCGUUCAAAACGAAAUUUUUUUAGCGAGGAAGAAUGACCUUAACGGGUUAAACUCCUAUCAAAAAGAAAAGAAAACAUUUUUUUAGCAAGUUUUUUUUUACAAAAUUAAUCAUAAAAAGUUUUUUGGAAGCCUUAAACCGAUUUUUUAUUUUUUUUAAAGAUUUUUAUUUUUUAUUUUUGUUGAAUUAUUGCUGGGUUUUUACCAAAUUUGCCCAAAUUGGUUGUCGAUAUUGGUUGGAUUUUUGGUUGUCGAUUUUGAAACCAAUGCCCGGAUUUGGCCUGGUUUAUGAAUGAAAUAGACCGUAUUUUUUCGGCCCGGAUACGUACUGAAAAAAAAUCUGGCAACCUCACAAUAGCCCUAUUGUUGAAAUUUUUGAGCGGUCCUGGGAAGAAAGGAAGAGACCCGUGUGCGUGUCAAUUGAAGCCACACUCAUUCAUCGCAUAUCACUUCACUUCAAUGAUAUAUUAGAUCGUUAAAAACCAUUCAAUAUAUUUGCUACAAUUUGGCAACUUAUUUACGAAUUAACUUUUCAUACGCCCGAUUCAACUUGUAUUUGGGCAAAAAGUGUCGUAAAUGAAUCAUGAAAAAUCUCACAAUAGAAUUAUUUUUUUCGAUGGUGAUUGAAAAUGUCCUCAUGAACGAUUUAAAUUACCAUUUCCAUUUCGAUUUUAUGUUAGAUGUGAAAUAUCCAGCUUAAAAUUUAAAAUCAUUUUUGAUAAUU
Uranotaenia lowii is the source of this 12135-nucleotide messenger RNA. RefSeq lists its product as uncharacterized. Bases 1431 to 4046 code for a protein of 871 amino acids. The transcript has 4 exons. The record is from RefSeq and is a predicted model, not a curated record. Lineage: Eukaryota; Metazoa; Arthropoda; Insecta; Diptera; Culicidae.